Molecule: messenger RNA, 1373 nt
Organism: Vitrella brassicaformis
Lineage: Eukaryota; Vitrellaceae
Source: the annotation of a GenBank genome assembly
AUGUGAGCAUGUCUAUUCAUUUGGACACCUAGGUCUCUCUUGGUUCCUUGCGCGAGCCGAUGCACCUCAUGAACAGCCUUCCACUCAUCGAGGGUCAGUGCCAAUGAAGGUGAAAACCAUCACACCACUCAUACACACACAUGCAAGCUCGACAUGAAAGGGCUCAGCCGCUCGGCUACGCCUGCCUUCCCACCAUAGUGCAACGACUCGACAGGUUUGGCAGGGUGGUGAUGGCCUUGAUGCAUGUGGGAAACAGGCGAGACCAGACUAGCAACUCGCCCUCGUCUGCCCCCUAUCUCCCUCCCCGCCCUCCGCAGCACCGUAGAAGGGUGGGGUGGCGAAGAAUGCGCUGGCUGAUGUGCCGGAUGCGAUGCUCCAUGCCCUUGCCCUUCUCCUUCUCGCUGCUGCCCUUGUCGUCCCUGCCUCCCCCACCGACACAUCCAUCUCCAUCUUGCCGCUGCGAUCCGCCCCACCCGCCCCAUCCUCACCGCCCUCAUCUGCCGGCCCCUCCCACACCGACCAAUCCCCACUGCCGUCACGGCACUUGUGAAACGCACACUUGAUGCGCAGCAGUGGCCCCCCACUGUCUUGUACAACGGCAGGAAAAACGCCAUGACAAGAGGGCUGCCGUGCGAACCGCACCGCCCGCAGCGAUGGGAGGUCGUCUACCGUCUUGACGACGGCCUCCUCGCCCAGCUGCUGCGCCUUGCCCAUGUCCAUGGACCGCACCGAUGGGAAGACGCGGCCGAGGUUGAAGAGCAGUGGCUGUGGGAGGGGGUUGUCGGUGUCCCUGGCCGGCUGCAGGGUGAGGGUGCGGGCUGAGCUGAAGACGAGCUUGUUUUAACGUGAGAAAGCCCGGAUGAUGUUGUCUUGUGCGAUGCUGGUGGGGAAGCUCACCGAUGUGGCGAGCGAGGCCGCCAGGGUGACUGAGGGUGGACGAUUCGGAUGCGGGCGUCUCGCUGUCGUAGAUGUUGCGUAUGGGGCUGCCGGGGUUGGUGGGCCACAGGAGGGUGGUGAAGGGGAAGUCGAAUAAUACGCUGCUGCUGUAGUCCUUGUGAACCGCAUUCAGCGACUGUGACACCAGCAGGCAACACAUGGAUGCAUUGGGAAUGAUCACUUGUUGUUGUGUGUACAUUGGUCACUCACAGAUAUGACGCUUGGGGUGAUCUGUCUGACGUUGAUCGAAGCUUCAAUAAUCAGCAACUCCAGAAGUCGACCGGCGUAUCGAAGUCGUCAAUCCAGCCCUCUAGGUCCGGCUCGUCCGCCGUCACGCUGAAGCUCGUCACCGAGUCGAUGCUCGUGAACUCGACAAGCAGCAUCGCGUCGUGCGCAUCCCACGCGAAUGGGGGCGAGAGGGAGGCAGUUGCGCCCAU